AUGGUCCACAACACUUGCGAUAAGCUGAAGCAACGAUACAUCGGGCACGGCGUCAACUACGCUGAGGAUAAUAGCUUGCUGACUGAGUUCUUAGAGAAGCAUGGACCGGUGAACAAGCGGGAGGUGACUGUCGAAGGCAUGGAUGCGGAGGGAAGUCCCGUCACCCACACUUUCAAGCUGCACGAGGACGCCAUCAAGGGUCAAAAGUCCAAGGGUGAUGUCGAAUCGUGUAUCACUAUAACCUCCCUCUUUGCGCAGUAA
Closterium sp. Yama58-4 is the source of this 261-nucleotide messenger RNA. Lineage: Eukaryota; Viridiplantae; Streptophyta; Zygnematophyceae; Desmidiales; Closteriaceae. The record is from the annotation of a GenBank genome assembly.